AUGGCCGCCCUGCGUCAUAAUCCGGAUGACGAGAUGACGCUCGCUGACGACGAACUGCAGCUUGUCGCUGAGGAGCUCCAAUUGGAAGACCUUCCCGAUGGCUCGCUCCCUGCAGACCCUCCUACAGAUGGCGCCCCCGCUUCCAAGAAGUUGUGCACUGAGGGAGACGUCUCUGACGUUGUCCCUGGUCCCUCCUCCUCGGCUCUACCCAUCCCGAAUACCUCAACCCCGCUGCCCAACGCAAACGCUCUGCCAACUGCGCCUCUCGCAACCGCUCAGGCGGUCUCUCCUCACUCCAAGGCCCCUCUCAUCCCACCCGCGUACGCGGCCUCUUCUGCUGCCCCUGUUGCCUCUCCGUCUGCAGCAGAUCCGCCGCGCCAGCUCGCUCCUGCUGCUGCCGGAGGUGCGGGAGCGGAGGCUAUCCGCGCCGACCUGAUCACGCGCAUUUCAAAGCACCUGCAGCCAUUUCAUUUCCGCAACAACGUCAUCCCCAAGUUCCAGCCCUCGGUGGGGGGAGUACUCCGCAUCCCCCGACGUGCCUACACACGCCUUUGCUUCUCCUGGCCCUCCCAAGAUGAUGCCGACGAUUUCAAAGGCAUCUUCCCGCACACGUUCCACCUCCCCAACUCCCGAUCGGUGCUGCUAAAAGUCUACGUCGAUCGUUACCCGCGCUUCACCUCCGCUAGUGCAGAAGGUGCUGCCACGCUGAUGCAUCAGGAUGAUGUCCCUGGCUUCCUCUGCAUCCCCCCGGUCAUCAACUUCGAAGAUGACUCCCCCCCGGCUCUGCUCAACAUCUCCUCCCAUAUGUGCUCCUUCUGUUGCAAUAACCACCGCGAUGCAGACCACGAGAUAUUUCCCACCAAGCGCAGGCAGCGCCUGUCCAACAAGCAGCAACUCUCGGUCGCCCAGCUGCAGCAAGCCAACAGUAAGCCCGUCCCCUCUGCCCCAUUGCUUUCUGCCCCCCCCCCUGGUGGCAUUCUCAACCCCCUACUCCUCUUACCCCCAUCCUGCCUCUCCCCGCCCUGUCCCCCAUAUCCCGAACUCUGCUCCUCCCCCCCCUCAUGCCAGUUGUCGGGCUCACGAACUGUGCUCGUAGCCCUUCUACUGCCCGCAACCCGCCUCUACUCUCCCUACCUUCCCCACCCCGAACGCCCCACCUCUCUCUCAGGCCUUCUCUUAUGCUCACGGGUCGCGUUUGCAUCGCUCACACCUCACCCACCACACCUUUACCCCCCCUGUCCUCCCUGCCCCAUGCUCAGCCUCAUCCCCCUCCCAGGCAUGUCGCCUGGCUCUUUGGUUGUGCUAGUAACCCCCUCCUUACCCCUGACCCACCUCCUUCUUCACUGUCCUCCCUACCCCGAUCCCUGUCCUCUUUGCUCUAUGGCUGUGAAUGCAGCUCCUCUCUCACCCCCAACCCACCUCUACCCUCCAUGUCCCCUCUACCCUGGGCUCUGCCCCACCUCCCUCUCAGGCCAGCCGCUCGGCUCGUGGGCUGUUCACCACGUCCUACGCUCCUCCUCCCCCCCCACGCUGGGCUCCAAGAACCCGCCCUGCAUCUGCAUAGUUCGUUUGCCCCCUACCUCGGCCCUUUCUUUGCAGCCCCCCUUCCCCCACUUGCUGGCCAAUCUUUGUCCACGGGCAGGCCAGGUGCUCGGCUCCCGCGCCGCGCCUGCAGCUUUCCGCAACGACCCUGGACUGCUCUCCAUCGGCCUCGACGCAGAUUUCGAGCCAUGGACAUGUGCCUUGUGCAAACUGACAUGCGGCACUGCUCUCGACUCGGCUAUGGCCCACAUUGCCUCCGGUCAGCACGCCUCCAAGAAGCUCGCUGCAGCUCAUGUCCCAGACGCGAAGGAGAAAUACACUGGGUGGAAGGCUAUGGCCUUCGUUGCUCUUCCCCAUAUCGCCAACUUUCUUGCCAUGCUGUAG
Molecule: messenger RNA, 1926 nt
Organism: Closterium sp. Naga37s-1
Lineage: Eukaryota; Viridiplantae; Streptophyta; Zygnematophyceae; Desmidiales; Closteriaceae
Source: the annotation of a GenBank genome assembly